Messenger RNA from Aedes albopictus (Asian tiger mosquito), 882 nucleotides. Its product is annotated as mucin-1-like. Lineage: Eukaryota; Metazoa; Arthropoda; Insecta; Diptera; Culicidae. The record is from RefSeq and is a predicted model, not a curated record. The transcript is spliced from 3 exons. Bases 1 to 882 code for a protein of 293 amino acids.
AUGCCGGCAAUUUCACCGCCGCACUGUGGUUCGGGUAGCCCGCCGUCAACACCACCAUUGGCCAACUCAACACCGGCAGACCAAGUAUCGACGCCGAAUUGUGGUCCGGGCAGCCCGGUGUCUUCACCAUUUGGCAACACUACGCCAAGUUGGGCAAAUGACAGUCUGAAUGGACUGGCGAAUUGGAUCCACUCGGUCGACACUCCGGACAAACCACCGACGAAUCUGGACACAGAUUCUGAUUCCAUAAUGAUCGAGGAAACCACCACCAAACCCAAGACAACAGAAUCAAAAGAGGAGAAAUCAGGAUCCAGUGCGACAGUCCACAGACCGGUGCAGUCGAAACCCGAGCCGGAAACGGAAUCAAAGCCGAUAGCUGGGCCAAAGGACUUCAAAUCGCUGUUUCUUGACACGUCGAUGUUGAUGGCCAUCUAUGAAAAACCCGAGAAACCCUCACUGCCAAAACCUAGCAAGGAUAGGUUGUCGUUGAAGAAACGGAUUCCAAUGCGUUUGGCAUCGGAGGACCAAAUCGGCAAUGAUAACGGAUCGCCGGGUCCGUCCAGUGUCGCAGAUCCAGAUCGGCAUACAAACAACCCGGAAGUGACGCCCAACCCGGUCAGCCAGCCGGGCCGCCGGAAUGCAACGCUUUUGUCAUCGAAGGAAUCGACGCCCAAGCCGGUCAGACAGCCGGGCCGCCGGAAUGCAAUGCUUUUGUCCUCGGAGGACGAAUCGACGCCCAAGCCAUUGUCCGUACAGCGAUCGGCACACAAACAACCCGGUAAUGACGCCCAACCCGGUCAACCAGCCGGGCCGUCAAAACUACCAUUGUCCGUCCAGCGUCCCGUCCAGCGUCCACUACCAUUGUUUUGUCAUAUAGUAUAG